AUCUUAAUUGUGUAACUCUCUUUUUCUCUCUCUCUCUCUCUCCGCCCUUCUUUCCUGCCUUUCUGAUUAUGACUGAUUUAAAUGUUCCAUUUUAUGCUCUCAUGGGCUAUGGGUUUAAGGGCAGUUGAAUAAAGUCAUCAUGACGGAUCCAAGCAACACUCCAGCUGUCCUUGUCCUUCUCUUUAUAUGGAUCAUACUUGUUCUGGCUCUGCUGUACUUUUAUAAAAAACUUAAUGCAGACACAAAUGGACAGUACACUGUCCAGCGCAUAGUCUUCGGCCCUGGUGGCCUCCGGGAUCGAUUGAGACGAGGAGUCGGGGUUGUGGAAAACAGACUUGGUGUCCACAUUUGGCCUCAACGGCGUGAUGACGAGGAGAACAAAAGAGGAGAUGAUGACGAAGAGGACAAGGAGGGUCAUGACAAACAGAAUGACAGUUACACGGAGGAGGGAGAGCAAGAUGAAAAUGAUGAUUCUUCAGAUGACUAUUCCAGCGUUGACCUGAGGGAGAGAGCAAAGAUGCAGACAGAAAAGAAAGAAGAGAAGGAUAAAGCUGAAGAAGAGAAAGAGAAACAAAAGGAGGAGAAGGAGGAGGCAGCAGCGGGAGAAGAGGAUAAAAGUCAGGAAGUGAAGAAUGAAGAGAAUGUCGAAUUGCUUGUAGAUCUGAUGCCGUUUACUGGUAGUGCAAUUUGGUCCAAGGAAAACGUAGAUGGAAAUGAUGGAAAUGACUUGACUGCUUUAUGAAAAGCUCAGAGACAUUGCCUUUGAAUUUAAUAGGCGGGACAUAAGGUUGCUUGGCCCAGUGGGUGGCACGAAACAUUUUUUAGAACUAUGAGUCAGUUUAACCUUUUAAAGCUUUUUUUUUUUUUAAUUAACAGUUUAUUGACAUACUGUUAAAACAAAUGUUUAAAAAGGUUUUCAUAUGUGUUUUGGCUGAUAUUUAUAUAGAAAGAAAAGUGUAGAUUGUAAUGUACAUCAAUGAUAUUUUCAUAAGAAAAUGUCAGACUACUUACACAAAAUGCAUGCAAAUAUGUGACCCUGGAGCACAAAACCAGUCUU
This is a messenger RNA of Carassius carassius (crucian carp), 1057 nucleotides long. Its product is annotated as cilia- and flagella-associated protein 251-like. The transcript has 2 exons. Bases 140 to 742 code for a protein of 200 amino acids. The record is from RefSeq and is a predicted model, not a curated record. NCBI's taxonomy places the organism in Eukaryota, Metazoa, Chordata, Actinopteri, Cypriniformes, Cyprinidae. Gene Ontology annotation, cellular component: plasma membrane.